Messenger RNA from Candidozyma duobushaemuli, 3096 nucleotides. It is a transcript of the gene CDC68, whose product is annotated as chromatin-remodeling protein. Gene Ontology annotation, biological process: positive regulation of transcription elongation by RNA polymerase II; transcription elongation by RNA polymerase II. The coding region runs from base 1 to 3096 and encodes 1031 amino acids. The record is from RefSeq and is a predicted model, not a curated record. Gene Ontology annotation, molecular function: nucleosome binding. NCBI's taxonomy places the organism in Eukaryota, Fungi, Ascomycota, Pichiomycetes, Serinales, Metschnikowiaceae. Gene Ontology annotation, cellular component: FACT complex. The transcript has a single exon.
AUGUCAGAAGUGUCAAUCGACGCCACCGCCUUCCACAAAAGGUUGUCGAUUCUCCAGACAAAAUUGGCCUCUGAGGAGUUCAACUCAAUCUCCUCCCUUCUAUUCUUGGUGGGUGCCCGAGACGAUGAGUCCACCUAUAAGAAAUCCACCAUUCUUCAACUUUGGCUUUUGGGAUAUGAGUUUGCUCACACCGCCAUCUUUAUCACCCAGGAUAAGUGCGUGAUUCUUACUUCAGAAGGUAAGGCGAAACACUUGGGACACUUGAAAACGAAGCCAACUCCGAACUCCAGCGAUGUGGAGAUCUGGACCAGAACCAAGGACCAGGAGCACAAUCGCAAGUUGUUCACCGAUUUGGUGGCAAAACUCAAGGAAUCACAGACUGACGACAAAAAGAUCGGAACAAUUGUGAAAGAUCAAUUCAAGGGUAAGUUCAUCGAUGAAUGGAAUGAUGUCCUGAAGUCGGAGAACUUCGAGUUUACUGAUGCAGCACUUUUGGUGUCUAAGAGUGUUGAAGUCAAAGAUUCGGAUGAACUCAACUCAACGAAGUUGGCGUCGAAGGCAUCCGUUGUCAUGAUGGACUCGUUCACCAACGACAUGAUGGUGAUUGUCGACGAAGAUGUCAAGACCACCAAUGUGGAUAUCUCGGAUAAGCUCGACAGAAAGAUCGACAGCUCCAAGUGGUACACAAAACUGGCUUUGGGAAAGAAGUUAUUGCACAAUGACAAGGACUUUGACCCGGAGCAAAUCGACUGGUGCUACUCUCCUAUUGUCCAAAGUGGUGGCGACUACGACUUGAAACCUAGUGCUUUGUCUUCCGAAAAGAGAUUUGUUGGUGACGGUGUGAUCAUUGCUUCCGUGGGUUUGAGAUAUAAGAACUACUGCUCCAACAUCGGCAGAACGUAUUUGAUUGACCCAUCUGCUGAGGUCUCCGACAACUAUGAUUUCUUGUUAGAAUUGCAGGAGCAUAUUACUAGUGAAUUAUUGAAGAGUGGUGCCUCAGCCAAGGACAUCUUUGCUGGCGUCGUCAAGUUCGUUGAAUCUAAAAAACCAGACUUGGCCUCUCACCUUACCAAGAACGCCGGUUGGUUGACUGGUCUUGAGUUUAGAGACUCAACCUUGGUGUUGAACGCCAAGAACGAAAGAAAAUUGGUGGAUGGUCAAGUGUUUUCAUUGACAGUGGGAUUCUCCAACUUAGUCGACUCUAAGGCUACUAACCCUAAAUUGAAGAACUACUCGUUGCUUCUCACUGAUACCGUGAGAGUUGGUGAUGGCCAGUCUUUCAUCUUGACCAACUAUCAAAAGGCUAGAAAGGAAAUUACUUUCAACUUGAAGGAUGAGGACGAAAAGCCUGCGGUGAAGAAGGAAAACGGUGCCAAGAAGAUCAAAUCUGAGAAGGACCAGAGCAUCGAGAAGAAUCUCGCAGUGAAUGAAAACCAAUCAAGAGUUCUCAAGAAUAAGUUACGUCAUGAGUCUGCUGCAGCUGACGACACGAACGCUGAAAAGAUUCGUCAAGAAGCUCAAAGAAAAUUGCACGAAAAGAGACAACAGGAAGGUCUCGCAAGGUUUUCUCAAGCUGAUGCUAAUGACAAUGCUGAGUUGAAGCCAGUGUUUAAGAAGUAUGAGUCUUACGUCAGGGAGUCUCAAAUUCCAAGCAGUGUCAGAGACUUGAAGAUUCACAUUGACUACAAGAACCACACAAUCAUUCUUCCAAUCAAUGGUAGACCUGUACCAUUCCAUAUAAAUGCCUUCAAGAAUGGAUCGCAAAAUGAAGAAGGUGAUCACACAUAUUUAAGAUUGAAUUUCAAUUCCCCUGGUGCGGGUGGUAACAUGAGCAAGAGGGCCGAGUUGCCUUACGAGGACUCCCCUGACCACCAAUUUGUCAGAUCCAUCACUUUCAGAUCUCGUGACCGUCAGCGUAUUGUUGAUGUGUAUAAGGCGAUCCAGGACUUGAAGAAGGACAGUGUCAAGAGAGAAGCUGAAAAGAAGCAGCUUGCUGACGUUGUGACUCAGGGCAAUUUGAUUGAGCUCAAGGGCUCGAGAAUGAAGAAGUUGGAGCAAGUCUUUGUGAGACCAACGCCUGACACGAAAAAAAUUGGUGGUGUUUUGCAGAUCCACGAAAACGGUUUGAGAUACCAUUCUUCCGCGAGAAGCGAUCACAGGAUCGAUGUCUUGUUUUCUAAUGUCAAACACUUGUUCUUCCAGCCAUGCAAGGAUGAGUUAAUUGUCAUCAUCCAUUGUCAUUUGAAGAACCCAAUAAUGGUGGGAAAGAGAAAGACCCUCGAUAUCCAGUUCUACCGUGAAGCCAGUGAUAUGGCUUUCGACGAAACCGGAGGACGUAAGAGAAAGUAUAGAUAUGGUGAUGAGGACGAGUUGCAACAAGAGCAGGAGGAGAGAAAGAGAAAGGCUCUCUUGGAUAAGGAAUUCAAAAAUUUUGCUGAAAUGAUCAGCGAUGCUUCCAAUGGUAUGCUUGACUUGGAUAUCCCAUUCAGGGAAUUGGGAUUCUCCGGUGUGCCUUUCAGAUCAUCAGUGUUCUGUAUGCCUACGAGAGAUUGUUUGGUAUCCUUAAUUGAUCCACCAUACCUCGUUGUCACUUUGGAAGAGAUUGAAAUUGCCCACUUGGAGCGUGUGCAGUUUGGUUUGAAGAACUUCGAUUUGGUAUUCGUUUUCAAGGAUUUCAGCAAGCCCGUGGUGCAUAUCAACACUAUUCCAAUGGAAGUGUUAGAAGAUGUCAAGCAUUGGUUGACCGACGUUGACAUUCCAUACAGUGAGGGACAAAUGAACUUGAACUGGGGUGCCAUCAUGAAGCAGGUCUUGUCGGACCCUUACAGUUUCUUCUCUGACGGAGGCUGGCGUAUCUUGACCGGUGAUGGUGAGAGUGAAGACGAAGACUCUGAGGAAGAGGAAUCAGAGUUUGAAGCUAGUGACGAAGAUCCAUCUGACGAGGAAGUUGACAGUGACGAUGGAAGCGAGGACGCAUACUCGUCUGAUGGGUCUGGAAGCGCCAGUGGAGAGGAAGAAGAGGAAAGUGAAGGCGAAGACUGGGAUGAGUUGGAGAGGAAGGCUGCCAGAGACGAUAACAGACGCGGCAGGGAAUAA